CUAAAGAAUGAAUCACGUCAAAAGAAUGUGACCUUAAUUCAUUACAUAAUACGGUUUUAAUUUAUACGUCGCUAAUAUUAGAUAAAUCCUUGUCGCAAUAGUGAAAGUUGCUAUCAUAUGGUUCUGCGGUCAGUUGGCGGCAAAACCCAACGUUGACAGUUCGUUUAUUUUUUUUUAUCUGUGAAGUGUUGUGAAAAUGAUUUAAAAACUAAAUGGUGCAUGAAUAAUCAAUAUGGAAAUUAAACUCGUUAUUUUCUCGGCUCUGCUUUCCUUUGUGUCAUGCGGCGUCAUCAUACCGGAAGAGCUACCGUCUUUGUUAUCUGUGGCGUAUUCUAACAUCCCUCCCAUAAAGAAAGGAACCGAUUCGAGGAUAGGUUUUGGCUUCGCCUUCGGGAACCAUGCGGACUUCCAGGUGAUGCUGGAACUUGGGCCUCAGACGAACACUAUGAAUCUCACCGGACAACCGUUCCCCAAAAACGGCAAUGCGAACAGCAAACGGCAGGCGCCACCGCUACCACCCGCGAAAGUGAACAAGAACAAAGACAAGUACCUACAAUCGGAUGCAGGGAAAUAUCUCCAGAACUGGGCACAGAAGAUGAAAUCCCCUCCGAAACCUGUCAAGCGUCCAGCGUCAAGACCUGGUGACGUCAUUAACCUAGAAGAUUCUAUGGUCGAACUGGUGCAAAACGAUAAGGGAGAAUACGAAAUCCAUCAGCCGAAGCCAGGACACAUGUCACAGUACGUUCUGGACAACUUGAAAAAGCUGUACGGCCAGAAGAAGGACGAGGCAAAGAAAAUGACGGAAAAGACGAGAAGUGAAGCAGAAGUUAAGAAGAUAACGGAAGAUUUAUCUAAUGUUGAUUUGGAUUGAGUAAAUGAUUUUUCUAGGGA
Messenger RNA from Nymphalis io (European peacock), 891 nucleotides. RefSeq lists its product as uncharacterized. The transcript has 5 exons. Lineage: Eukaryota; Metazoa; Arthropoda; Insecta; Lepidoptera; Nymphalidae. The coding region runs from base 233 to 871 and encodes 212 amino acids. The record is from RefSeq and is a predicted model, not a curated record.